AUGGUUGUUAUGGUUGUUAUGGUUGUUAUGGUUGUUAUGGUUGUUAUGGUUGUUAUGGUUGUUAUGGUUGUUAUGGUUGUUAUGGUUGUUAUGGUUGUUAUGGUUGUUACAGUUGUUACAGUUGUUACGGUUGUUACAGUUGUUAUGGUUGUUACAGUUGUUACGGUUGUUAUGGUUGUUACAGUUGUUACAGUUGUUACGGUUGUUACAGUUGUUACGGUUGUUACGGUUGUUACGGUUGUUACAGUUGUUACGGUUGUUACGGUUGUUACGGUUGUUACGGUUGUUACGGUUGUUACGGUUGUUACGGUUGUUACGGUUGUUACGGGUGCAGCCUUAGCCACCAAGGCUACAACCACUAAGCAGACAACUGUAUAUUACGAGGAAUAG
Messenger RNA from Pseudogymnoascus destructans, 390 nucleotides. RefSeq lists its product as uncharacterized. NCBI's taxonomy places the organism in Eukaryota, Fungi, Ascomycota, Leotiomycetes, Thelebolales, Thelebolaceae. Bases 1 to 390 code for a protein of 129 amino acids. The transcript has a single exon. The record is from RefSeq and is a predicted model, not a curated record.